ACUGUAUUCCUCACAAGCCGGGUUCGGCCAUUUUCUAUACAAGACUGAAAGUAACACCAGUCCUGACCUGUAUUGUUCAUCCCAAAAAUAAACCCACAUCAGAUAUACCGAAAACAAGUUUUGUUAACACCCCCUCUGGGAUCCUAGAAUGGAAGACGAGAGCCACCCAAAAACCCUCUACGUGGGGAAUCUUUCAAGAGAUGUAACAGAGAACUUAAUUCUUCAGUUAUUCACUCAGAUCGGGCCAUGUAAAAGCUGUAAGAUGAUUACAGAGCAAUCCGAUAGCAGCAGGAAGGUGAACUCUUCUAUUGGAUUUUCUGUUUUGCAGCAAACAAGCAAUGAUCCAUAUUGCUUUGUGGAAUUCUUUGAGCACAGAGAUGCUGCAGCAGCUUUAGCCGCCAUGAACGGACGGAAGAUUUUGGGAAAGGAGGUCAAGGUUAAUUGGGCAACCACUCCUAGCAGUCAGAAGAAAGACACAUCCAAUCACUUUCACGUUUUUGUGGGAGAUCUGAGCCCAGAGAUCACGACAGAUGACAUCAGAGCUGCAUUCGCACCCUUUGGGAAAAUCUCGGAUGCACGAGUGGUGAAGGAUAUGACAACAGGGAAAUCAAAGGGGUAUGGAUUUGUGUCCUUCUAUAACAAACUGGAUGCUGAGAAUGCCAUUGUACACAUGGGGGGUCAGUGGCUUGGUGGACGACAAAUCCGGACUAACUGGGCAACACGGAAACCACCUGCUCCCAAAAGUGUGCAAGACAACAACUCCAAGCAGCUCAGAUUUGAUGAGGUGGUGAACCAGUCGAGUCCUCAGAACUGCACUGUGUACUGUGGGGGGAUUCAGAUGGGUCUUUCGGAACACCUCAUGCGACAGACGUUUUCUCCUUUUGGACAGAUCAUGGAGAUUAGAGUUUUCCCAGAGAAGGGAUAUUCUUUUAUCAGGUUCUCCUCUCAUGAAAGUGCCGCCCAUGCUAUUGUGUCAGUGAAUGGGACUACCAUUGAGGGUCAUGUUGUGAAGUGCUAUUGGGGCAAAGAGGCACCUGACAUGGCCAAAACUGUCCAACCGAUGGAAUAUGGACAGUGGGGGCACUGGAAUCAAAUGUAUGGUAACCCUCAACAAUAUGGUCAGUAUAUGACAAAUGGCUGGCAAGUACCAUCCUACUAUGGACAGACGUGGAAUCAACAAGCAUUUGGUGUAGAUCAGUCACAGUCCCCUGCCUGGAUGGGUGGAUUUGGGACACAACCUUCUCAGGCUCAACCUGGCCCAGUGAUGAACCAGGCUAAUUUUGGCAUGGCUGGUUACCAGACACAGUGAUGUGCCCUUCAUUCUCUUGUUUAUCUACCCUACCUAUGAGAGCAGGUUGUAAAGACUUACAGGAGCACAUUGUCUUUUUCCCGACAAGCAUUGGAUCUAAAGCAGGAUUCACUUUAAUGUAAAGACACUUUAAAUUAAUGAGAAAAAUGGGAUGACCACCUUCGAUGAAAAUGUAAUUUCAUUGACAAGUUUUUCCUGUUCUAAUGGAAUUGGAAGAGAUAUAUUGCAUCCCAUCCAUUUUUACUGCAUAUCUUGAAGAAAACUGCAGAUUUUCCCCAUAAUCUGAGAUUCACAAACUUCACAUCUACAUUGCAAGAAUCCCAUGGUGUAAAUGAUCUAAAUAUAUUGUUUUGUUUCUUUUUGAACAAAGUCAUCUCUUUAAUUUCCCCUUCCUGAAUAGAUCUUGCGUUUGCCUGUUCAUAACAGUAAGGACUUAAAAUUUUGUACAAAUAAACAGAACGAAUACCUUAACAUUCUGAGUUGGCAAACACAUGUAAGUAAAGGCACUUUUUGGGGGUUCACUGGACCUGUGUCUUGUACAUGUUGAUGUGUAAAUGAAUUUCUAUGUACCGUGGUGUAUAUUUAAUCCACAUUAGCGAGCCAUUCUCCUCAAAAUUCUAGAGCUCUUUGAUACUGUGUGUAUAUGUAUCUUUUUACUCCAAUUUACAGACACAGUUCCCCAUGUAGAAAGGGUCAAGAUGGCCAAACCUGUAAAUAUCUUUUGAUAAUUUGGCCUAUAAUAAGGGUUUCAAGCAUGCUUUCUACUUGAAAGAAUGUUGCAGAAGGAAUGCAGCAUAUGUUGGACAAAAGUUUGAUGUGUGGCUGACGUGCCGAACAGAUUCAGUGAACUUACAAGCAAGCCUUAAUUGUUGCUCGAUCACACACAAAUUUCAGUUCAACACUCAGAAACCCUAUAGAGAGGUGCAUCAUCGAUUUAAGAGCCUACUGUAAAUUUUGUCCCUUUGCUGUUUUAAUAUGGGUGCCAUUUUAGAGUAGCCAGAGAAAAGUUUUUUUUGUUUUCUGGGGACAGUAAGGAAUUGCAUGUUUUAAACCAUAAUAUUGAGGUUGCUCAAAGUAUUGAAUGUAAAAGGCUGAAAUGUUUGAAUACAACUUAGCAACAGUUUUCUUUUUAGUCUAUAUGAGUCUCAAUAAAUGAACCAUUGAACAAGAAA
Messenger RNA from Triplophysa dalaica, 2481 nucleotides. It is a transcript of the gene tial1, whose product is annotated as TIA1 cytotoxic granule-associated RNA binding protein-like 1. Gene Ontology annotation, cellular component: cytosol. The record is from RefSeq and is a predicted model, not a curated record. NCBI's taxonomy places the organism in Eukaryota, Metazoa, Chordata, Actinopteri, Cypriniformes, Nemacheilidae. Gene Ontology annotation, molecular function: DNA binding; mRNA binding. Bases 149 to 1309 code for a protein of 386 amino acids. The transcript has 12 exons.